AUGAGCGAUCUUGCAUUGUCAAAGAUAGGGGGUCUAAUAAAAUCACCCGAAGAUCUCAGUAAACUAGAUGUUAUUCGUCAACAAUUUGCAAAGGAAAAGUCUGCAGUUGAUAUCAAGCUUUCGACGACUACUGGUGUACAAAUUACAUCCAUCAACAACAACUUGACCCAAUUGAAUCAAACUAUAUCGAGUCUAGAGGAAAUAAAGGGAGGUAUAUCUAAAUUUCAAAAUGCUUACGAUGAGUCAGUCACCUCCGUCAAGGAUUAUGAUCUCAUUCGUAAAAUGAUUACAAUUGACCAAUAUUUGAACCAAGUUACCAGCUUGUACCAGGAUAUUAGACAGUUGAGGAGUAUCUUGGAUGCAUUGAACCAAGACAUUACAAAUGAAACUGAGCUGUUGCGAGAAGAUUUGCGAUACCCGUUGCCCAAUAUUCUAAUUAUUCACUAUCGAUACACCCAGAUACGGAAUUUUGCCGAUUACCUCGAAAAUUAUUCACAGUCUCUAUCUGAUGAUUUACAAUCAAUUGUUUACAACAUCACAUCCCCCGUUAGAGAAACCAUUAGGUCGUUUGAUGAAUUGUUAACUGAGUGUAUUAUAUCAAUCACAGAGGCUACAAAGGAUGACAAUUUUGAGAUCUUGUUCAAAGUUGUUACCAUCAUAUUGUGGGAGGACAAGGAAGACGCCAAGCUCAGUAUCAUGCAAAACUUGGACUUGAUUAAGAAUGAUAUGAACAAGAGUUACAAUAACACCCGAAGCAAAAGACGCAAUUACAAGAAAUUCUUUUUUGAAAAAUUCAAGUUGUUUUUCGAAGACACUUUCAACACCUGUGUUGAUCACUAUCAAAGCGACAGAAUUGCACUAUAUGACAACUUGCACUGGCUCGAGGAUGAGCUCACUUUUGUUUACAAAUAUUUGUCACCCUUGUUGCCGAAAGAUUGGCGGUUUGGUGAAUUCACAGAAAAGGUGUUUUAUGACAAGUUACACCAGUACACUAUGGACAUGAUUAACCAUGAACCACCAGCAGAGGAUAUAUUGCGAAUUUUGCUGUAUGAUAAACGGUUUGGUGACUACCUGAAACAACUUGAUGGGUCAGCCAAGUCCAUUAUUGGAGAGGACUUGAAAGGGACCGUCUUGGACGAUUACUUGCGAACCAUCACCGACAAAAUGAGAGAAUGGAACGACAGCUUGAUGAAGCAAGAGACAAAGUACUUUACCGAGCGAUUGAAGGCACCUGACAUGUAUCCGUUUGAACAAGUUGUCGAGGACGAGGAAGGGCCUAAUAAUAUUGUGGACAUGACGGUGCAGAUUCAAGCAUAUGUGUUGCCCGAUUUUAAAACCCCAUUGAACAUGUUGAAACAGCAGGCUGACGUAGCCGCCGAAUCUGGGUAUUCCAAGAUUUUGGUUGAAGUUAUUGAAAGCUGGUGCAAUGCGUACAUUGCCAGGGUGGAGAAUUUCCAAGUUGUUAUUGAUGAGGAGAUGGACAGGUACUUUACUGUCUUUAGCAACGAAAAGUUUCUAAUCAAGGAAAGUAAGGCGAAGAGAUUGUUCAAAAAGAGGCCAACUGUUGUCAAUGUCGACGAAUUAAGUCCCGAAGAGCAACAGAAUAUUUCUAGACCAGGGUUGCUAGAAUACAUGGGUGCGUUGGCAAAUUCCCUAGAGAUUAGUGGUGAGAGCAUGACGAACAAGUUCACCAAUACGUACAAAGAGAAAGUGCACACAAACUACCAUGUCAAGAUAUCACAAGCAUUUGAAAGCGCCGUUUCUUCAUCUGACUCGUUGAAUUCAGAAAUCUGCAUAUCCAUCAGUAAUGUCAUCAUCAAUGACUUGUAUGUUGAACUAUGCAAGUUGUUUACUAAGAAAUGGCUAGAAGAUGGCCUGAAGCAGACGGGGGACAUAAUGAUGGCUACCUUGAUGACUGACACUAUAGCCGAGUACAUGGGGGAGUUGCGGUCGUAUUGUAUUUACACGAUUUACCAAAGUUUGUUUCAAAUAUUCUUGGAUAGAUUUGUUUGUGCUUAUCUCAAAAUUGGAUUUGAAAAUAUAUUGUACGGAGAUGGUAAAAAGAUUAAUCCGGAAACGCAGGGGUACAAAGCAUUUGGUUCGAGGACGCAAAGAGAUGCCGAGUUAUUGUUUGAAGGGCUACAGGAUCUAUUCACAAACAAAGAUAGGCGGUAUCUCUUUUCAACGUUGUCGGCAAUUGACUUUUUGGGCGACUUGGGGAUGUGUCCAGAUCCAAUGGAUUUUAUUCCAAACUUUUGGAAGUACAAAAUUCUUCCUGUGUUUUACAAUUGCUCAAUUGAUUAUAUCAAAGCUGUGGUGUAUUGCCGAAAGGAUAUGGAUAAGCACCAGUGGCGGACAUUGGAGCCGAUUCUAGAGGAUAUAAAGGCAAAAUACCAUGAAGAGGUUGAGCCACCUGAGUUUCCGGUGUUGACUUUGGAUGAUUUUGAGUUUAAUAUAUAA
Molecule: messenger RNA, 2460 nt
Organism: Lodderomyces margitis
Lineage: Eukaryota; Fungi; Ascomycota; Pichiomycetes; Serinales; Debaryomycetaceae
Gene: SEC6
Product: SNARE-binding exocyst subunit
Exons: 1
Coding region: 1-2460 (819 amino acids)
Biological process (GO): exocyst localization; exocytosis
Cellular component (GO): exocyst
Molecular function (GO): SNARE binding
Source: RefSeq, a predicted model, not a curated record